AUGCGGGAUAUAAUUAAUGCUCCCGUUCUCACUCCUCGAUCGAACAACGCUACCUCCCGAACUGCGGUUAUUGUUGGGGUGGUAAUUGGCAGUGUCGUGCUCGUGGCCAUGACUGGCGGCAUCCUCUUCCUCCUCUCCCGCAAAGAGCGGGCAAAGAGAAAGCACGCCCAGCAACGGACCGAGCAACUCGUGGCCGUUCAAGUGCCGCCAGCCUACAAGGCCGAUCUCUUCGACGCGCCCGCGGGGUUCCACCCGGCGCAGCGCCGGCCCUUGUCCUCCUUUGCGCCGGACUACAGUCGCCAGUCGCAGUAUUAUCAUCGGCAGCAACAGCAUCAACAUCAACAACAAUACGACUGGACGUCCGAUGAACAGCCCCCACCUCCAUAUCCAACACUACCUGCAUACGAUCCGUCGCGAUACCAGCCCAUGCGACCAACAUCGACGGCGAGUGCCGACCUGCACUCUUACGUAUACGGCAAACCGGCAAGCAACCAGUCUUCCCGCCUGAGCGCCAUCCAUUACGACUCGAGAUCGUCUGUCUACCGCCCGUCUUCGGUGGCAGACCAGUAUCAGUACCAGUAUCAGUACCCGGCCCCAGUGCCGGCGCGGCCUCGGGAGAUUCUCUCUUCCAACCCUAGACCUUUGUCUAUCUUGCCGUAUCAUGCCGGUGCUUUGCAUGAACAGAAUUUGACUCGUCAGCCUGACGGAAGAGAGAGGAGCGUCUCGGAGCCUAUGCCUCCUGCGACCGUUGAGACUGCGCAGGGCCCGCGACGGCCGAAGCCUGUUCUCUCGCGGUUGAUCACCAACUUUUGA
Messenger RNA from Penicillium alfredii, 813 nucleotides. RefSeq lists its product as uncharacterized. Lineage: Eukaryota; Fungi; Ascomycota; Eurotiomycetes; Eurotiales; Aspergillaceae. The transcript is spliced from 2 exons. Bases 1 to 813 code for a protein of 270 amino acids. The record is from RefSeq and is a predicted model, not a curated record.